Molecule: messenger RNA, 4707 nt
Organism: Cuscuta epithymum
Lineage: Eukaryota; Viridiplantae; Streptophyta; Magnoliopsida; Solanales; Convolvulaceae
Source: the annotation of a GenBank genome assembly
CCCCCCCAAUGGGCCUUCGUUUCAUCUUCUCCGGUUUCCCAUCGCCUUCCACUCCCAUGAAAGGCAAUUUCCGGUGAUGAUGAGAUUGGCGGCGGCUGCCACGUCCACCAUCAAGCCGCCACAUCCCCUUUCAUUUCUGUCAGGUAAACCAUUGUCAUUUUCGAUUGCUUCGUCACCUAUUCUCGAGGACCCUGCUACUCCCAAGGAGCUCUAUUCUCAGCUCCUCUCUCUCCUGUCCCUCCCGAAUUGGCAACAAAGCCAUUCUCUCAAGAGACUAUUACCUUCUCUGUCCCCUUCUCAUAUCUCCUCUUUUAUCUCUAGAAACCAGUCUCUCGAUCCACGUACUGCUGUUUCCUUCUUCGACUAUCUCUCUCGUGUCCCUUCAUUCAAGCUUGAUGUGCAGUGCUAUUUGUCACUCCUUCACAUUCUCAUACCCCGUAAGCUGUUUCCCGCCGCCGAUCGAAUACGCCUUUUGAUGAUUAAAUCCUGCCAAAGCCCGGAUGAAGCGAAAUAUGCCGUUAGUUUGUUUCUGGGUAUGCAUAAUAUCGAUGAUCAUGAUGAUGGUGGCGGCAGUAGUCUAAAAUUCAAAUUUAAGCUCAAUGUUAGGUCUUGUAACACGAUGUUGAUGUCUUUGUCGAGGUUUCUGCUGAUUGAGGAUAUGAAAUGCUUGUAUCUGGAGAUGUUGAGGGUUAAGAUUUCACCUAACAUAUACACUUUUAAUACUAUGAUAAACGGGUACUGCAAACUGGGCAAUGUGACUGAAGCUGAGAUGUACAUGAGUAAGAUCUGUCAAGCUGGAUUGAGUCCAGAUGCUCACACAUACACUUCGUUCAUCUUAGGUUAUUGCAGGAAAAUGGAUAUAAGCAGUGCACGUAAGGUAUUCGAGGAAAUGCCUCAGAAGAGUUGUCCAAGGAGCCAUGUUACCUAUAACAUUUUGAUGCAUGGGUUGUGUGAAGCAGGAAAGGUAGAUGAUGCUUUGAAGCUGUUUUCCCAAAUGGGGGUUGAUCAUUGUUGUCCAAAUGUCCGGAGCUAUACAAUUUUGAUUGAUGCAUUGUGUGAAUUGAAUAGGGAAGUGGAGGCGCUGAAUCUGUUUGAUGAGAUGGUGGAGAAAGGUUGCCAACCAAAUGUCCACACUUACACUGUUCUCAUUAAUGGUAUGUGUAAAGGAAAGAAGCUUGUUGAAGCAAGAGGGUUAUUAGAUGAGAUGGGGAAAAGGGGUCAAGCUCCUAAUGUGGUAACUUACAAUGCUUUGAUUGAUGGGUACUGUAAAGUGCAAAAUGUUGAUUCUGCAAUGGAGAUAUUCAACUUGAUGGUGUUAAAUAAGUGUAUGCCAAAUGUGCGCACGUAUAAUGAGUUGAUAUCUGGAUUUUGUCUGGUGAAAAAGGUGCACAAAGCAAUGGGGCUACUUGAUAAAAUGCUUGAACAGAAGCUCUCUCCAUCUGUUGUCACAUACAAUCUGUUGGUCCAUGGACAAUGUAGUGAGGGCCACAUAGAUAGCGCUCUCAGAUUGCUUACGUUGAUGGGUGAGAGUGAUGUGGCUCCAAAUGAGCAGACCUAUGGUCCUGUGAUCAAUGCAUUAUGUGAAAAAGGCUGUGUUAAACAUGCUCGUUCCAUAUUUGACUCCUUGAAGGAUAAGGGUGUAGAAGCAAAUGAUGUGAUAUACACCUCUUUAAUUAAUGGUUAUUGUAGAGUAGAAAAUCUUGAUGUUGCCCUAACUUUGUUCAAAAGGAUGAUUGAUGAGCAAUUCAUUCCAAAUUCAAGCACCUAUAAUGUAAUACUUGGUGCUUUAUGCCAAAAAAAUAAGCUCCAGGAAGCCACUAAGUUGUUGGAAAGUAUGGAAAAAAGAGGAGUCAAACCCACUGUAGUUACAUACAGUAUUUUGAUUGAGAAAAUGCUAAAAGAUAAUGAUUUUUGCGGUGCUUAUAGGGUUCUUGAUUUAAUGGUGUCCUUGGGAUCUAAACCUGAUGUCUGCACUUACACUUCAUUUCUUGUGGCAUAUUGCAACCAAGGGAAGUUGGAAGAAGCUGAAAAAUUGAUGGCGAAAAUGAUAAAGGACGGGGUAACGCCAGAUUUGAUGACGUGUACAGCAUUAAUGGAUGGGUAUGGACGUUUGAGAUUACUAGAUCACUCCUUUCGAACUUUUAAAUCUAUGGUUGGUGCUGGAUGUAAACCUUCUCUGUAUACCUACUCAGUUUUAAUCAAGCAUUUGUUACAUGAAAAUCGAAUAGCAAAAUGUUUCAAUAGGUUUGAUGUUGGAUCUAUAAACAUUGCGGAUGUGUGGAAAAUAACGGAUUUUGUAACUGUUGUCGAAUUGUUUGAAAAAAUGGUGAAACAUGGCUGCCCUCCUGACACAAAUGCGUAUAGUACACUGAUUUAUGGACUUUGUAGAGAAGGACGCUUUGAAGAAGCUAUGAUGCUUGUUGAUCAUAUGAAAGAUUGCGGAAUGUCUCCUGAUGAAGAUAUCUAUAACACACUGAUAAGAUGUUGCUGCAAGUUAAAAAGGUAUGAUGAUGCAGCAAAUUUGGUUGAUACAAUGGUUAUGCAUGGUUAUUUACCACAUUUUGAGGCCUACAAAUUCCUUGUAUGUGGACUCUAUGAAGAAGGACGUAAGGGAAGGGCUGAGGAAGCUUUCUUAAAGCUCCUUAACUGUGGUUAUAAUAAUGAUGAAGUUGCAUGGAAACUGUUAAUUGAUGGCUUACUUAAGAGAGGGCUUUCUGAUAGAUGCUCCGAGGGUUUGGGUAUCAUGGAAAAAAACGGUAACCUGAUUCAUCCUCAAACAUAUACUAUGCUGAUAGAAGGACUUAUUCAAACAGAAGGGCGUGCAGAAGAAUAGUAAUGUGCUCAAUUGAGAAUCUAUGGAGCACCUUCAUGCAUUGAUUCUUACUUCUGCAAUGAUUUGUAUGCAGUUUCCAUGCAAAUUAAGUAAGCCGUCAAUUAACAGUUUCCAUGCAACUUCAGAGAGGGCUUUCUGAUAGAUGCUCCAGCCGUCAGUCAUUAUUAAUGUACUAGAAACAUCAUUUGCUUCAGAUAACAGUGGGGUGCUGGUUUUAAUAGUCAAGGAGCUGGUUCAUGCUAUGCAAUACUUGUUGGAUAUUGAUUAUGAACCCAAUGAAGAUAAUCUUGAAAGGUUAUGGGGAACAGUGAUAUCGUUUACAACAUUUAGCUACUCUUUGGUGGGUGUGCCUGAUCAGGAUAAGUUAUCCGUGGAGAUACAAAAUCUGGGAUGUAAAGUGGUUCACCUCUAUAGCGAACUGAGACAGGUGAAUACACCCAUCUUUUCACUAUGCAAAGCAGCUAGAAGCUCAGUAAUACUUCCAGAAAGAAGCACUCAACCAUAUAAGGCUUCAUUUAAUAAUGCAUUUACUUGUCCAUAUGCUGCCCCGAGUUCAGACUUUCUAUUAGUAGUGCCAUCAAGUCCAUAACAGAGGGACAAGCUAGUGGAUGCAUCCGGCAGUUAAUAGCUGAUUUUUUAGAAUCAUUGGAGUGGAUGAAAACUACACCUAUGCUUUCUGCUGAAACUGACCAAAUAAAACAAGCUAUAAGAGAAUCCUGUGGGACAGCUCUUAAGGAGAAACAUUUACUUGACAUGUCACACAUGGAAGGUUUUGUAGAUGAAAAGAACAAAUAUUUUUCAAAGCAACUUGCUGCUUUAAAUGGUGUGUUCAGGAAAGCAGCAGAGGAUGACACCCCAGAUGAUCUUGUCCAUAUGCUGCCCCGAGUUCAGACUUUCGAUUAGUAGUGCCAUGAAGUCCAUAACAGAGGGACAAGCUAGUGGAUGCAUCCGGCAGUUAAUAGCUGAUUUUUUAGAAUCAUUGGAGUGGAUGAAAACUAUACCUAUGCUUCCUGCUGAAACUGACCAAAUAAAACAAGCUAUAAAGAAUCCUGUGAGACAGCUCUUAAGGAGAAACAUUUACUUGACAUGUCACACAUGGAAGGUUUUGUAGAUGAAAAGAACAAAUAUUUUUCUAUAGUUGUUCUUGAAGACUCUUGGUUAGUAUAUAGAGAGGUUCUAUAAUUCUAUUAAUUGAUUACACCAUUGAGGUUCUAUUUAGGAGUUAGUUUCUGCGUCCCCAGCAUGGCCAAAUACUAAAAUUCCUCCUAGCAGCAGCCCGAUUCUGCUAUGGGCGAGUAGUUCUUUAUUUUCAUGUAGCUUUCAUUUUUUUUUCUGUUCCCAACCACACCUUAUAAGACAAUUAACUAAAGUGGGAUAUGCAACAUUUUCAGGUGCCCGAUUACUUAUGUUGUAAGAUAACACUUGACAUUUUACGUGACCCUGUGGUCCCUGUGAUUACUCCAUGUGGGAUCACGUAUGAGCGGUCAAAGAUCCUUGAACAUUUGGAGAAGGUGGGGGGAUUUGAUCUGAUGACUUCAAGAUCCCUAUCUGCAUCUCAGUUGGCUCCAAAUUUGGCCAUUAAAGAAGCAGUGCAGGCAUUUUUGGAUAAAAGUGGCUGGGCUUACCAGAUAGAUAACUAUAGUUAACAUUUUGGUGCAUGGUAGAUUCACAUAUCAUUAUGUCAUUCAUACAGUUUUGUUCAGUGUAUAUGUUUGGGCUCUUGUCUGUACAGUGAUUACUGAUUAUGAUGAUGAUAUUUAUGUACAACAUAUACUGCACACUUUUCUUUUUUUGCAUACAGACCAGUAGUUGAGAGAGCUGAAUGUAUGCGAGGGCAUUUGGUGUGCUAAAAAUGGGCUCAGAGGCACAUGACA